This is a messenger RNA of Lepidothrix coronata (blue-crowned manakin), 3325 nucleotides long. It is a transcript of the gene ACE2, whose product is annotated as angiotensin I converting enzyme 2. Bases 174 to 2609 code for a protein of 811 amino acids. Gene Ontology annotation, molecular function: peptidyl-dipeptidase activity; metallopeptidase activity. The transcript is spliced from 19 exons. NCBI's taxonomy places the organism in Eukaryota, Metazoa, Chordata, Aves, Passeriformes, Pipridae. Gene Ontology annotation, biological process: proteolysis. Gene Ontology annotation, cellular component: plasma membrane. The record is from RefSeq and is a predicted model, not a curated record.
AAAACAUUAUGCAAUGUGGGCUGACUCUGAGGAAUAAAACCUAUAAAAGGACCAGCAAAUUGGAUUCAGCCUUUCUUCUUCACGCUGGCCAUGCUUGAAGGCUGAUGAGACAAAGGCUGACAGAGAAGCUUACUGGAGGAAACCUACUUCAUUGAGAGGUUCUCAGCCUGGACAUGAAUAUGUUGGUCCACCUCUGGCUUCUCUGUGGUCUGAUCACUGCUGUGACCCCUCAGAAUGUCAACCAACAAGCCCAAAAUUUUCUAGAACAGUUUAACAGGAUGGCAGAAAAUAUCAGCUACGAGAGCUCCAUUGCCUCAUGGAACUACAACACCAACAUCACUGAGGAGAACGCCAAGAAAAUGAACGAGGCAAGUGCCAAGUGGUCUGCAUUUUACGACGAGGCCUCUAGGAAUGCCAGCAGCUUCCCAGUAGACAGCAUUGAGGAUAACCUCAUCAAGCUCCAGAUCCAGAUUCUCCAGGACAGAGGAUCAUCUGUGCUGUCACCAGAAAAAUAUAACAGACUGGGCACUGUGCUAAGUACAAUGAGUACCAUCUACAGCACUGGGACCGUCUGUAAAACCAAUGAUCCAUCUGAGUGUUUGGUGCUGGAACCAGGUCUGGAUGCUAUUAUGGCUGACAGCACUGAUUAUCAUGAGAGACUGUGGGCCUGGGAAGGCUGGAGAGCUGAUGUUGGCAGGAUGAUGAGACCAUUAUACGAAGAGUAUGUUGAGCUUGAAAACGAGGUUGCGAAGCUUAAUAAUUAUUCUGACUAUGGAGAUUACUGGAGAGCAAAUUAUGAAGCAAAUUUUCCAAAAGAUUAUGAAUACAGCCGUGACCAGCUGAUAGAAGAUGUGGAGAAGACAUUUGAGCAGAUAAAACCUCUGUACCAGCAGCUGCAUGCCUACGUGAGACACCACCUGGAGCGAGUGUACGGCCCCAAGCUCAUCAGCUCCACAGGAUGCCUCCCUGCUCACUUGCUGGGUGAUAUGUGGGGUAGGUUUUGGACAAAUCUGUAUGCCUUGACUGUUCCCUAUCCAGCCAAACCCAACAUUGACGUAACUGAUGCAAUGGUUCAAAAGGGGUGGACUGCAAAUAAAAUAUUCCAAGCUGCUGAGGCCUUCUUCACCUCCGUUGGCCUUUAUAACAUGACUGAGGGCUUCUGGACAAACUCUAUGCUCAUAGAGCCGACUGAUGGCAGGAAGGUUGUCUGCCACCCAACGGCAUGGGAUCUGGGGAAUAACGAUUACAGGAUCAAGAUGUGCACCAAAGUGACCAUGGAUGACUUCCUGACUGCACACCACGAGAUGGGCCACAUCGAGUACGACAUGGCAUACUCUGCACAGCCCUACCUGCUGAGAAGCGGUGCCAACGAGGGCUUCCAUGAAGCAGUAGGGGAAAUAAUGUCGCUUUCUGCAGCCACUCCUGAGCACUUGAAAUCUCUUGAUCUCCUAGAGCCAACCUUCCAAGAGGAUGAAGAAACUGAAAUCAACUUUCUGCUCAAGCAAGCACUAACAAUUGUUGGAACAAUGCCUUUUACUUACAUGCUUGAGAAGUGGAGGUGGAUGGUGUUUAGGGGUGACAUUACAAAGGAGGAAUGGACAAAACGGUGGUGGGAGAUGAAGAGACAAAUAGUUGGUGUUGUGGAACCAGUCCCUCAUGAUGAAACCUAUUGCGACCCUGCAGCACUGUUCCAUGUGGCCAAUGAUUACUCCUUCAUAAGGUAUUACACCCGGACCAUCUAUCAGUUCCAGUUUCAGGAGGCACUUUGCAAGGCAGCUAACCAUACUGGCCCUCUUCACAAAUGUGAUAUAACCAACUCCACUGCAGCUGGUGAGAAGCUGAGACAAUUGCUGUCAUUAGGCAGAUCCAAGCCCUGGACUGAAGCACUGGAAAGUGUAACAGGAGAGAAAUACAUGAAUGCAACACCUUUGCUCCACUACUUCGAACCUUUAUAUGAAUGGCUGAAAAAAAACAAUUCUGGAAGAUUCAUUGGUUGGAAAACAGACUGGGCUCCAUAUUCCAGUGAUGCCAUCAAAGUGCGCAUCAGCCUGAAGUCAGCGCUGGGGGACCAGGCGUAUGAAUGGGAUGACAACGAGCUCUUCCUGUUCAAGUCAUCCAUCGCCUAUGCCAUGAGAAAAUACUAUGCAGAGGUGAUGAAAGAGAAAGUUAACUUCCAGAUUACAGACAUUCAUGUUGGGGAACAAACACAAAGGAUCUCUUUCUACCUGACUGUCAGCAUGCCAGGUAACAUCAGUGAUAUUGUGCCCAAAGCUGAUGUGGAAAAUGCCAUCAGGAUGUCUCGGGGACGAAUCAAUGAGGCUUUCAGGUUGGAUGAUAACACGCUGGAGUUUGUGGGCAUACUUCCAACCCUGGCCGCACCUUAUGAACCACCAGUCACCAUCUGGUUAAUUGUAUUUGGGGUGGUCAUUGGUCUGGUUGUCAUUGGAGUUAUUGCCUUGAUCAUCACUGGCCAAAGAGAUCGCAAAAAGAGAGCAAGAGAAAGUAGAGUUGAAGCAGGAUCAAACCCUGAAGCAGUGAACCCUUAUGCUGAAGAGGGAAAAAGCAACCUGGGCUUUGAGCCAUCUGAAGAGACACAAACAUCAUUUUGAAAGAUGUGGGUACACUAAGGGUUUCUGGUUUUUUUUCAUUUCACUUUUAACAAUAGUGCCUAGCAAAGGACUAAAACGCUAUGGGAUGUCUUCAAACAUAAUGUCUUCUGGUUGACCAUUAAUCUACUGAUUCAUGGCCAGUAUCAUCUAAAUCUGCUGUUUAUGUGGUAACUAGAAAACAUGCAAAAGUCGAAGAUAUAUAUGUCUUGUGGCUUUUCUAUGAAUUAUGUACAUAACAUUACACACUCUUCGUGCUGCUUUUCAUAAGUGUGCCAACUUCUCCUUGUUUCCUCCGUAAUGAGAUAUGAAAGCUUGGAAGUAUAUAGCUGUAUAGAGAUCAAUACACACAUGAAAAUAACUCAUAUACUCCUGAGGAACAUCUUGAUCUUUCCAGAUGGAGACCUCAAAAGUGGAUCUGAUAGACAGUGAGGAAAAGAAAACCACCUGACCACCAGAAGAACUUUAGUGAUGAAGAACUCAAUUUGAUAUGAAACAACUGCAAUUUUUGCACCUUCAAGAAAUCUGUAUCGAUGCAAAAUGGAUACUGGAUGAAGACUAACGAGUACUGGAACUUUAUUAGGAAGUUGUAACAUAAAUUAUUUUUCUAACUGUUUGCUUGAUAAGUAUUGUAGAGACCAAAUAGCCCAUGCUCUCUCAGAAAAAAAAAAAAAGUUAAAAUAUUGCUGUGUCAUGUUGUCAUUAAAAAUGGAAUAAAA